AUGGCUCCCAAGACGGUGCUGAUCACCGGCUGCUCCUCGGGCAUCGGGCUGGCGCUGGCCGUGCGGCUGGCGAGGGACAAACAGCGCCGCUUCCGAGUCAUCGCCACCAUGAGGAACACGGGCAGGAGCGGAGCGCUGGCGGCGGCGGCGGGGCCGGCGCUGGGCCGGACGCUGGAGAUCAAACAGCUGGACGUGUGUGAUGAGAGCUCCAUCCGCGCCUGCCUCGACAGCAUCCCCGGGCGCCACGUCGAUAUCCUGGUCAGCAAUGCCGGGGUGGGCAUGGCGGGACCCCUGGAGUGCCAGAGCCUGGCAGCCAUGCAGAGCCUCAUGGACACCAACUUCUUCGGCCUCGUCCGCCUGGUCAAGGAGGUGCUGCCCGACAUGAAGCGGCGCCGCGGGGGCCACAUCGUCGUCAUCAGCAGCAUCAUGGGCCUGCAGGGCAUCGUCUUCAAUGACAUCUACUCGGCCUCCAAGUUCGCCGUGGAGGGUUUCUGCGAGAGCCUGGUGGUGCAGGCGCUGCGCUUCAACGUGGCGAUCAGCCUGGUGGAGCCGGGGCCGGUGAUGACGGAAUUCGAGACGAAGUUGUACGAGGAAGCCGAACGCGCCGACUACUCACGGACAGACCCCGAGACAGCCGAAAUCUUCACCAAGCUCUACCUGAGGAACUCCAGGGAUGUCUUCACCAGCCUGGGCCAAACCCCCGAGGACAUCGCAGAGCACACCCUGCGGGUGAUCGAGGCGGCCCGGCCGCCGUUCCGGCACCAGACCAACGUGGCGUACACGCCCAUGGCUGCCCUCAAACACGCCGACCCCAGCGGCGCCCUCAUCACCGACGCCUUCUACCAGCUGGUGUUCAAGUACGACGCCGUGCUGCGCUUCGGCCUCCGCGCCAUCCGCCUGCUCCGCUGGAAGGCACAGAAGGUCAAGGCGGGCGCGCGGCUCCUGGGCUUCAAAUAAACCCUUGUGGCUCCUGGGCACUGCCCAGCCCAUCCCGGGGGUAAAGGGGCAGGACUCAUGCAGGGUUUCGCUUCCCGUUCCCGGCUUGAAAUAGCUGCCACAUUAAAAUGGGGAGGGUAUUUAUAUCCAGCGCCGGGUGAGCAAUGCAGAGCAGCUUCCUCCGGGAGUGCAGCGGCCGUGACGGGGCUG
Molecule: messenger RNA, 1146 nt
Organism: Haemorhous mexicanus (house finch)
Lineage: Eukaryota; Metazoa; Chordata; Aves; Passeriformes; Fringillidae
Product: retinol dehydrogenase 8-like
Exons: 6
Coding region: 1-957 (318 amino acids)
Biological process (GO): estrogen biosynthetic process
Cellular component (GO): cytoplasm
Molecular function (GO): estradiol 17-beta-dehydrogenase [NAD(P)+] activity
Source: RefSeq, a predicted model, not a curated record